AUGGAGGACGCUCUCUCGGCUCUCGACCAAGUGCUCGCCUCGGCUAGUCCCUUGGACACGGAUCUGCUGGCCACCAUCGUGCGCGUGGCCUGCAUCUGCAUUGACGAGCGCUCACCGACUGAGAACUUGGCCCAAGGGCUCAAGUGGGUGCGUGUGGCGCUGAGCCUUGAGCCGCGUGACCCACAUGCGCUGCUCCUCGAGGCUCGCGCACUCGAUCGGCUCGACCAGCGGUUUGCGACCGCCAGCCCGCAGCGCCUCGGACUCGCCAUUGCGCGGCUCAAGGAGGUGAUCCGAAGCGGCGUCGAGCCGUACUGCGCCGAGGCUCGGGCGCUUCUGCAUCAGGCCACGGCGUCCGAGCUGCUGCCAUCGGACAGCUUGCGUGCUCGCCACCUACGGAGGCUCAAGGAGUUUGUGGCCAACGAGCAGGCGGCGGUACAGCGCAAGGGUGACUCGCCGAUCAAGGAAAUGAAGGGCAUGACGCUCAAGGGGCUGGGGCUCAAGGGCGAGGACGGCGAGGUGAGCGUGCUCGAGGCACUUGCGAAGCUGCGUGCGGGCGAGGGCAUCCCGCUCACUAAGCCCAAAGCGAAGAAGCUCGUCUCCUUCCUCCGCCUCGUCGACGACCGGCCCGAGCCGCCCUCGCGCGCCUUUCUCGACGAGUACGCCGCCUCCCGCCGCUCGCUCGGCUGCCUCUCGCUCGUCUCGUGGAACGCCAAGAUGCUCAACGUGACCGACCAGCGGGACGAAGACUGGUUGGCGGCGGCGGCCGAGAAGGCGCGCAACAUCGGCGCGCGCGCGUGUGCGCCGGACGUGCAGGCCGACCUGGUUUGCAUCCAGGAGGCGCCUGGCCCGCAGCUCGCGGCACGAGGCGGUGCGGGGGCGAGGGAGGCGGUGUCCAAGGCGGGCGAGCAGCACGUGUUCUGCUACGACGCCCACGCGCUGCGGCUUGUGCGCCCGCCCUACGAGCUGCCGCCCAGCGCGGCCGACCGCGCCGCCGGCUCCGGCUUCCACCGCGCUCCCGCGCUCUGCGAGUUCGAGGUGCGCAAGCCAGAGAGCAGCUUGUGCGGCGCGCGGCUCCUCGUCGCCACGGUCCACCUCAAGUCGGGCGGCGAGGAGCCGACCGUCGCCGAGGUCGCGGCGCUGGCGCGUGCGCUGCGCGACCAUAGGGUGGCGGCGGUGCUGCGCGAGAACGGCUUCGCGAUGCGGCCCUGCUUCGACGAGGACGCGCCGACCAACCUGUGGCGCUUCGUCGGCCGCGGGGCCAUCUCCGAGGGCAAGCAGUACGACUCGGCACAUUGGUGGGAGCACCCGCCUCGCAAGAAAGCCGCGUACGACGGCGUGCGCGAUGCGGGCGGGCAUUGCGCGGGGGCGAGGCGCGGUAUGCAUGCAACGGGGCAGGUGCUGGCAGUGGCAGAGGUGGACGCCGCCUACGAAGAGAUGCAGCGCGUGGCUGCCGCGAUCGACUCGACCUCGCGUGUCGCGGCACGUGCUCUCGGCGGGCUGGGAGCCGCCGAUGCGACGCGCGUCGAGAGGAAACCCGAGACGGACUCCCAGCCAGCCGACGGUGUGCCGGGCUGGCUCCGUCAGCAGUAUCGCAAGGCGCUGGCGAAAGUGUGGAGCGACCACAUGCCGAUCGCGGUCAGAUUUGUCUAA
Messenger RNA from Emiliania huxleyi CCMP1516, 1650 nucleotides. RefSeq lists its product as hypothetical. The transcript has 4 exons. Lineage: Eukaryota; Haptophyta; Isochrysidales; Noelaerhabdaceae. The coding region runs from base 1 to 1650 and encodes 549 amino acids. The record is from RefSeq and is a predicted model, not a curated record.